CGUGCCUUCAGUGGUUAAGAGCCAGGACCGCCAGUUCCCUGGGUUCAAGCCCCAGCCCCGCAGUCUCCGUUUCUCCGUCUGUAAAAUACAGACAGUAAUAGCUCCUGCUCCUUAAGGCUGCCAGAAGCAACCAUGUAAAAGCGCAUGGCACAAAGAAACCCUCUUCUGGCGUCGCCCUGGGGAGGGUGUGAGGUUCAGUUGGAACUCUUGUCACAGAGAGGCCGGAUAAGGUGAACCCACUCCUGAUUACUGAUCAAUCUGCCGCCUGCUGGGUUUGCCCCUGCGCCCCGCUCCUCCCAGCCCUGCAAUCUCAUGGGUCAUUUACUGUUGUUAUUACUACCAAGUUCCUGCCCCCUAAACCGCUCGUACUUUCUCAUCCACAAUGGGAACCAGAACCGCCAUCUUCCAGAAGAGGAACCCGGGACGCAGAGAAGGCGAGAGGCUGCUCUGUGCCCAGGGCCUUCUCAUGCACUCGCUCGCUCGCUCACUCCGUGUCUGGGAGGCCCAGCUCCCCAGCUCUAAAAUGGGAAUGUUCGCCCAAGAGACUCUCAAGACACAAAAUGCUACGCGGAGGGAGGAAGGGACGUUGGCCGAGGCCUGACCAACGAAGGGCAAGUCUCUGGUCCUGUAGGUCCGCCCAGGAAAAGGAUGCGGAUGCGGACAGCCCCCGCCCGAAAAUCCCUGCCCGGCUUCAGAGCAUCCCCGGCUGGGCGAAAGGAGACGCUGAGGCCCGCAGUAGAGCGCGGGGCGGUGAACGGCUCAUGUCGGAUCCCGGCCUGGAACCUCGCGCCCCGCGUCUCCGCAGACCCCCACCCUGUCGCUCGUUCCCAGUUCCCCGCUCCGCCCGGAGAGCGGCGCCUGCGGCCUGCCUGCUGCGCCCGCGGGGCCUCUGCUGCCCUCUGGCGGCCAGAGCGCGCAGCGCCGACCUCGGCGCCAACGCUGCCUCCGGGGAACAGGAGCGCGCUUGCAGACGGGAAGGGGGCUUCGGCGGGGGCUGGUUCUCCGUACGGUGGAGAGAAGGUGGGUACGCAAGGGCCUGCGCAAGGGGCCUAGCCCUGCUUAGCGCCUGCGAUCACGCCGCUGCUAUGACUGGACUGCUGUUGUUACUCUCCGGGUAAACUGAGGCCCAAAGAGAGUGAGUGUGAGCGUGCGGGGCCGUGUGGGUGCGCGUUUCGGGUGGGGUCCUUGCCCCAAGCCACGAAGGGUCAGAGGCACAGCCGGGACUACAGACCCGACGCCCUUGCGGCUGCUGGGCCCCGCGCGGUGGAAAAAGGGGUCCGCGCGCCCUUAGCCCCAGCGGGACCUGGGACUCGGUUUCUCCCCGCGCGCAGCGGGCGGCAGCGGGCAGAGGCCCGCGGAGGUCGCGGGAGGGGCGGCGGGGGCUCGCGGGGCGUGACGCACAGAGGCUGGGAGGGCGCGGGGCGGGGCGGCCACGCAGGCUGCAUAUAAGGGCGGCCUCCAGGCGCGGAGAACCAGAGCGAGCGACUUUGUGCCAGAGCCAGAGCCGGAGCCGGAGCCGAGCUCGAGCCGGAGCCCAGCCCAGCCCCAGGCGACACCCCAGCCCGAGCGGAGCACAGCCUCCCAGCCGCGCAGCGCCGCGCCGCGCCCCCAGCCACCCUCCGUACUUCUCUCGGCCCCGCGUUCGCCCCCGCGGCCCCUCCGCCCAAUGAAACUGGCCGCGAUGAUCAAGAAGAUGUGCCCGAGCGACUCGGAGCUGAGUAUCCCGGCCAAGAACUGCUACCGCAUGGUCAUCCUCGGCUCGUCCAAGGUGGGCAAGACGGCCAUCGUGUCGCGCUUCCUCACGGGCCGCUUCGAGGACGCCUACACGCCCACCAUCGAGGAUUUCCACCGCAAGUUCUACUCCAUCCGUGGCGAAGUCUACCAGCUCGACAUCCUCGACACGUCCGGCAACCACCCGUUCCCCGCCAUGCGGCGCCUCUCCAUCCUCACUGGAGACGUGUUCAUCUUGGUGUUCAGCCUGGACAACCGCGACUCUUUCGAGGAGGUGCAGAGGCUCAAGCAGCAGAUCCUCGACACCAAGUCCUGUCUCAAGAACAAAACCAAGGAGAACGUGGACGUGCCGCUGGUCAUCUGCGGCAACAAGGGGGAUCGGGACUUCUACCGCGAGGUGGAGCAGCGCGAGAUCGAGCAGCUGGUGGGCGACGACCCCCAGCGCUGCGCCUACUUCGAGAUCUCGGCCAAGAAGAACAGCAGCCUGGACCAGAUGUUCCGGGCGCUCUUCGCCAUGGCCAAGCUGCCCAGCGAGAUGAGCCCGGACCUGCACCGCAAGGUGUCAGUGCAGUACUGCGACGUGCUGCACAAGAAGGCGCUGCGGAACAAGAAGCUGUUGCGAGCCGGCAGCGGCGGCGGGGACCCGGGCGACGCCUUCGGCAUCGUGGCGCCCUUCGCCCGCCGGCCCAGCGUGCACAGCGACCUCAUGUACAUCCGUGAGAAGGCCAGCGGCGGCAGCCAGGCCAAGGACAAGGAGCGCUGCGUCAUCAGCUAGGAGCCCCCCGCCCCCAGCCCCCAGCCCCCCCCGCGUCGGUGACCGAACUUGAGGAGGACCUUUUUGUUUCAAAGUCACGUCCGGGCCAGCUCGUGCGCCCCGGGGCCGCGUGCGCGCGGACUAGCGUCUUCCCUCCCCGCGGCCCUGGGCCCGCGCACACUGGGGAGGCACUAACGAAGAAGGGACAGUCAUCUGCUCUGGAAGGAAAGAGAACUGGACGACACUGGGACUCCCCCCCCUCCCCCUUCCCCGCAGGCGCCUGCCACUCCCGAGACAGGGGGUCACAGGCCGGCAGAGGGUGAAUUUGUCUUGUUUCUGACAAAGACAAGAACGGGGGUGGGGGGAGUGAGUUAACCCCUGUUGGGCUUUGAGAAACCUGUCCUGCCCCCUGGAGGGUCAAGACGGGACACCUGGGGCAUUAUUUUGUCUGUGAUCCUGGGUUGCCGUGACAGCUACCGAAAGCCUCUGCCCUCCCAAAACUUAAGGAGGUGCGGGUCAGAUCAUAGCCAAGUGACUUGUUUACAUGAGUGUGUGAAAUUGCACAAAGGAAAACAAAACACACACCUUGCACUUUAAAAGUUCUGAUGUCAUCGUGGACAUGAACAAAAUCUUACCUAGCUGUUUGUACCGUGUGUGUGUGUGUGUAUGACCGUCCUUAAAGUCAUUGUUACUGUUUUUAUAAAAUAAAAUAAUUUAAAACA
Molecule: messenger RNA, 3207 nt
Organism: Prionailurus viverrinus (fishing cat)
Lineage: Eukaryota; Metazoa; Chordata; Mammalia; Carnivora; Felidae
Gene: RASD1
Product: ras related dexamethasone induced 1
Exons: 2
Coding region: 1667-2506 (279 amino acids)
Molecular function (GO): GTP binding; GTPase activity
Source: RefSeq, a predicted model, not a curated record